AUGUAUUUACUUGUGGCUAAAUCGCGCGAUAUAUAUGAAAAAUCAUUUUGGCAAGAUGGACGACGGGCGUGGGGUCUACCCCGGAAAAUCUUUCCCCCUAAGAGAUCUGACCCCUGAAGCCAUGGCGUACGUAAAGGACAGCGAAUUGUACAAUAUUUUCCAAGGAAAUGUUACUAAAAGAGAUAGUGGUUUGGGUUGGAAUUAUGCUGGCGUUGAUUGGAAAGAUGCCUGGGAAGUUGGUAAACCUCUCGUGAACAUGGGGGUUAAGAAAGGGCUGCAAGCUGUAGGAGUGCCGGAAAACGUUGCCAAAUUUGGUGCCAAUGCAACCACUAAUUUAGCAGGAGACAAAUUAAAAGACAAGAAAAUAGAUGUUCUGGAGGUAGCAACGAGGGCAGUUUAUGCCACACACGGAGGUUUGAUCGGAGCCGUUGUGUGUGCACCUUUGGGUGUCCCAGGAAUAGUGAUUUGUGGAGCUGGUGGGUCCUACGUUGGAAAUAAGAUGUAUGAUAAGAUGCUUGAAGAUUUUAAGAAGCAUGAAGAAAUGUUGAAAAAAAUUCCAACUGAAAAUUCCAACGGGAACGAUGGAGCAGAGACCGGAAAUUGAAUAGGUUUGGAGUUAUCGCAAUAAAAUGCAGUAAAAUUAAGGUUUCGUUUCAUUAAUGCCUUUAAUUAAAAUCCUUUACUUCA
Folsomia candida is the source of this 687-nucleotide messenger RNA. RefSeq lists its product as uncharacterized. Bases 35 to 604 code for a protein of 189 amino acids. Lineage: Eukaryota; Metazoa; Arthropoda; Collembola; Entomobryomorpha; Isotomidae. The transcript has 2 exons. The record is from RefSeq and is a predicted model, not a curated record.